UGCGCGGCGCGGGGGAGCGCGAGCACCGCGUGCGACGUCAGCGCCGCGCGCCGGGGGGAGCGGGCACCGAGCGGCGGGGCCCGAGCGGCACCGGCACCGCCCGGGACUCACCCGGGCCCGCCCGGGACACACCCGGCCCCAGCGCCCCGCGCCGCCCGCCCCGCGCCGCGCCGCCGCGGCAGGACCCGCAGCCGGAGCCGGAGGAGGAGGGAGAAGAUGGCGGACGAUCCCAGCGCUGCCGACCGCAACGUGGAGAUCUGGAAGAUCAAGAAGCUCAUCAAGAGCCUGGAGGCGGCCCGUGGCAAUGGUACCAGCAUGAUCUCGUUGAUCAUUCCCCCCAAAGACCAGAUCUCGCGAGUGGCAAAAAUGUUAGCGGAUGAGUUUGGCACUGCCUCCAACAUAAAGUCCAGAGUGAAUCGCCUUUCAGUACUGGGAGCCAUUACAUCUGUACAGCAAAGACUGAAACUCUAUAACAAAGUACCUCCAAAUGGUCUGGUUGUUUACUGUGGAACAAUUGUGACAGAAGAAGGAAAAGAGAAGAAAGUCAACAUUGACUUUGAACCUUUCAAACCAAUCAAUACAUCAUUGUAUUUGUGUGACAACAAAUUCCACACGGAGGCCCUCACGGCGCUGCUCUCUGAUGACAGCAAGUUUGGCUUUAUUGUAAUAGAUGGGAGCGGGGCACUCUUCGGGACUCUCCAAGGAAACACACGGGAAGUGCUGCACAAAUUCACUGUGGAUCUUCCAAAGAAGCACGGCAGAGGAGGUCAGUCUGCCCUGCGCUUUGCCCGCCUGCGCAUGGAGAAGAGGCACAACUACGUGCGCAAGGUGGCCGAGACGGCCGUGCAGCUCUUCAUCUCCGGGGACAAGGUCAACGUGGCCGGGCUCGUCCUCGCCGGCUCGGCCGACUUCAAAACUGAGCUGAGUCAAUCUGACAUGUUUGAUCAGCGGUUGCAAUCCAAAGUGCUCAAACUAGUUGAUAUUUCAUAUGGAGGAGAAAAUGGCUUCAAUCAAGCAAUUGAGUUGUCAACUGAGGUCCUCUCCAAUGUGAAAUUCAUCCAAGAGAAAAAGCUAAUAGGACGAUACUUCGAUGAAAUCAGCCAGGACACGGGGAAGUACUGCUUUGGUGUGGAAGAUACACUAAAAGCUUUGGAAAUGGGAGCAGUAGAGAUCCUGAUAGUCUAUGAAAACCUGGAUAUCAUGAGAUACGUCCUGCACUGCCAAGGCACAGAGGAGGAGAAGAUCCUGUAUUUGACACCAGAGCAAGAGAAGGAUAAAUCCCACUUCACAGACAAGGAGACUGGACAGGAACAUGAACUCAUAGAAAGUAUGCCCCUCCUGGAGUGGUUUGCAAACAACUACAAGAAAUUUGGAGCAACAUUGGAAAUUGUUACAGACAAAUCACAAGAAGGAUCCCAAUUUGUGAAAGGAUUUGGAGGAAUUGGAGGUAUCUUGCGGUACCGGGUGGAUUUCCAGGGCAUGGAAUACCAAGGAGGAGACGAUGAAUUUUUUGACCUUGAUGACUACUAGGUAGUCGAGCUGGGUCCGGCAACACGUGCCUCGCCCCUCCAGCAUCCAACCCAAGGAGCAAACUCAUGGUGGAAAACACAACUGAUCCCUGCCUUAGAAAUGGAACAUUUCCAGAACUUGAUCCACGAGCAUUUGGAUUUGAGAAAGCAAAACCCUACACUUUGAUUUGUCAUAGUGUCAGUACAGCAGCAAACUACUAAGUUCCUAUAUGCCACUUUGGACUAAUUUAAAAAGAAUCCCAGUUUUUACUUUUACUCAAUGGUGAAAUUGGUUGCUCUUGUAUUUUAUGGAAAUGAUUUUUUUAACCUUCAUGAUACAUUAACUGCUGUAAACCUUUUCCUUCCAAAAUUAAUAGAAGUAAGAUCCUACUGGUUUGUUUCUUUAUACUUUGAUUGGAGAAAUCAAUUGCUGCAUUUGGCAGCGCCGUGACCCAUUUACAUGGCAUUCUCAGCUUAGCCUGCAGAAGAAAUGGAACGAGGUUGGAGCCAUAAUUCUCUUCAAAAGCUUGAGGAGGCACUGACCUGAGUGCUGGUUCAUUACAUGUGGCUUGCAAAUUCUGAUGGUUUGGGGAGGCUCACCAGCCGAACGUGCUUUAAUCUAUUUGCAGAAACACUGCUCUUACAAACUAGGAAAUGCACUUCAUGGAUUGCAAUGAAAAUGCUGCUGGAGUCUUGGGCUUAAUUUGGAUUUGAGCAGUGCAGCCUUCAGGAAUUUAUUUUUUUUCAGUCUUGACAAAAAAUAAACAUGAGAUUUCAGUGAAGUAAGGUACACUUGGCUUUUUGUUCCUCAGUAAGUUUUCCUUUUUGCUUUAAGACUGCAUAAGGUUUCCUUGAUUAUGUGAAUUUGAGCCCACAGGUCUUAAAUGGAAGUGGGUGUUUGACAGGAAUAUUGAGUCAGUGGUGUGAAGGCUGAAUUAGUGUUGGGAGUGUGGAAUAUUUGAUUCUGACCGUGGUGCACUGCUGGGAGCUGUGUGUUCCCAGGGCUGUCUGUCCUGUGGGGAUGUUCCCUUCAGGAGGUAAAGGAUCACCUCUGGAUGGUCCCAGACUGCCCUGGCUUUGUGUCCUGCCUAUUCCACGGAGCGUCCAGAGAUCAGGGAGCUCAUCUUUGGGGUGUGUCCAGCCUGCUGGUGACACUCUGGGGUCAGGGGCUGUGCACGCCAGGGCAGCAGUGACACAAGGGCAGGUCCUGUCCCAGGGCAGCAGUGACACAAGGGCAGGUCCUGUCCAGGGGAGCAGUGACACAAGGGCAGGUCCUGUCCCAGGGGAGCAGUGGCACAGCUCAGGUCCUGUCCCAGGGGAGCAGUGGCACAGCUCAGGUCCUGUCCCGGGGGAGCAGUGGCACAGCUCAGGUCCCGCUCUCUCCCUGGGGGCUCUCCCAGCGUUGCUCCCGGUGCUUCCCUCAGGAGCAGCUCCUGUUCCAGCUGCAAACCUUUGCCUCUUGUCCUGGUUCACUUGAACAGAGGGAGCUUCACUUCAAAUUUCUGCCACACUGUUCUUUGAGGUCCAAAAUUCCUGUCCUUGUGAGCAAUACCAUUUGUCCCCCUGGUCCCUAACCUGGAGGGCGGCUUUGCUGCCGUCCUUACAUCCAAGCUGGAAUCUCUCCCAGGAGCUGGGGCUGGAUCUGCUCAGGGCUGAGCAGAGCCCUGGCCCUCACAGCAGUAUGUUCUGGAUUUUGCCAUUGUAAAUGGGUCUAAUGUGACAUGACAAGACCACAAAAAUUGGUUGUAAAUUUACAUUUUUGAAUAUACUGCUUGUUGUUUCACAUGAUACAUUAGGGUAUGCAGCUCCUUUUUGUAGUUUUUAUUUUUACUAUUUAAGUUUGGAAAUGAUGCCAAAUUUUUGUAUUUCUUUAAUCAAUGUGUUCUCUUCAGUGAUAUAUAUUGCAUUAUAUAUUGAUGUGUAUAUCAAUAUAUACUGAUAUGUAUUACACUUACACAUGCAAACACACUCAGUGGGGGUGAGAGAUCCUAGCCUUCGCAUACUAUAUAGCCUCUGCAGAGAGAUCCCAAGCAGUGAUAUCUUGGUGUUGUGAUGUACAGAAAUGGAGAAGAGUAUUAAACCAUAUUUAAGAAUAUA
This is a messenger RNA of Taeniopygia guttata (zebra finch), 3605 nucleotides long. The record is from RefSeq and is a predicted model, not a curated record. Lineage: Eukaryota; Metazoa; Chordata; Aves; Passeriformes; Estrildidae.